Cladophialophora psammophila CBS 110553 is the source of this 759-nucleotide messenger RNA. RefSeq lists its product as uncharacterized. The transcript has 2 exons. The coding region runs from base 1 to 759 and encodes 252 amino acids. Gene Ontology annotation, cellular component: endoplasmic reticulum membrane; Hrd1p ubiquitin ligase ERAD-L complex. Gene Ontology annotation, biological process: endoplasmic reticulum unfolded protein response. The record is from RefSeq and is a predicted model, not a curated record. Lineage: Eukaryota; Fungi; Ascomycota; Eurotiomycetes; Chaetothyriales; Herpotrichiellaceae. Gene Ontology annotation, molecular function: misfolded protein binding; ubiquitin-specific protease binding.
AUGGCUGCCAUACUUGGAGGUGGAGGCGAGGACGGCUUCGGCCAGCUGGGGCAGUUUCCUCUCGAACAAUGGUUCUUUGAGAUGCCGCCAUGUACCCGGUACUGGACGACCGCAACAGUCAUCACAUCCAUUCUGCUGCAGUGCAAAAUCAUCACUCCAUUUCAGUUGUUUUAUUCUUGGCGCGCAGUUUACUAUAAGUCGCAGUACUGGCGGUUGUUAACCACGUUCAUAUACUUUGGUCCACCGUCCCUAGACCUGGCCUUUCACGUCUUCUUCCUUCAGCGAUACUCUCGACUGUUAGAGCAAGGUUCCGGCCCCUCACCUGCAGUCUUCUCCUGGCUGCUACUAUACGCCUGCACGUCCCUGCUUGCCCUCAGCUCGCUUACGACCUCUAUCCCAUUCCUGGGCUCAGCACUUUCGAGCACUCUUGUAUAUAUCUGGUCACGACGUAAUCCGGAUACCCGGCUGAGUUUCCUCGGUGUCCUUGUCUUCACGGCGCCUUACCUUCCAUGGGUGUUAAUGGCCUUUCACAUGUUUAUGCAUGGCAGCAUUCCUAAGGACGAGAUACUUGGUGUGAUUGUUGGCCAUGUCUAUUACUUUUUCGCCGAUGUUUGGCCUGGCUUACAUGAUGGUCAACGACCGAUGGAUCCUCCUGACUUCUGGGUCCGCCUGUGGGAGGGUCGGCGAGGAGAAACCGGCGUUCGAAACAUUGAUGGCGAUGUGGCAGCCGCAGCUGCUCGACCAGGCGAAGUACGAUGA